AGACUCUGGAGGCUUCACAGGGCAGCAGCUAUGAUCAGAUGAUUGGGUGGAUGACCACGACCACGGAGAGGAUUCAGUAGAAGAAGACACACUGCUGCACCUGUGUUCUGCAGGAGCAUCUCUUCCAACUCUGAGAUUGAAGAAAAAAUAAACAGAGGCGUCCUGAGAGAGUCAGAUUCCUUCCAUCACAGCUUCAUCCCCUUUUCAGAAGCGGACUGUUCGUCCAUCCACCAUGGACCGCUCCACUCAGGAACUCUUCCUCAACUUCAUGAUCGUCUUAAUCACCGUGCUGCUGAUGUGGCUGCUGGUGAAAACUUACCAGGACUGAAGUCCAAAGAGAUGGGCGGGGUGCAAAACAAUGACAAGAGGCUGCAAGAGGGGCACUUUUGUCCCGGGAUAGUGUAUUUUCUUGUAGGUUCACUGGCCUCAUCCUGGGCUCCAGUGUUCAUAUGAGCUCAAGUAUCAUGUGAUUAAUGCCAGGGCUCUCUCUGACAACAUCCACAAAACUACAUGCUUUAUGCAGGUGUCAAAGGUAACAGAAGAUGGGAGAAAAGAUGCAAAUACAGAGAAUUAUCAAUGGAAUGAAGCUGGUCGGCACUGAGCUGUCACAAUAAAAUGCUGCUGUGUCUA
Messenger RNA from Oryzias melastigma (Indian medaka), 630 nucleotides. Its product is annotated as sarcolipin. The record is from RefSeq and is a predicted model, not a curated record. The transcript is spliced from 2 exons. Gene Ontology annotation, molecular function: enzyme regulator activity. Bases 233 to 328 code for a protein of 31 amino acids. Lineage: Eukaryota; Metazoa; Chordata; Actinopteri; Beloniformes; Adrianichthyidae. Gene Ontology annotation, cellular component: membrane.